Messenger RNA from Medioppia subpectinata, 1731 nucleotides. NCBI's taxonomy places the organism in Eukaryota, Metazoa, Arthropoda, Arachnida, Sarcoptiformes, Oppiidae. The record is from the annotation of a GenBank genome assembly.
AUGUUUUACCUGAAGAUUGAGCGCAGCGAAUACGUGUAUCAGUUGCCUGAUAUGAACACUAAAACACAUGGUAAUCAGGCGCUCAUCACCAGCAGCGACAUCACCACAAAUCAUGGCUAUAAUCAGCCGCUCAGACGGCUAUCGGUCAACGAUCAGGACUUUGAAUCCGUGACAAUACGUGACGACAGCCACAAAAUGAGCGCUAAAAAUGAUGACGAUAUUAAUACAAACCGGAUUAUACCGAUCACAAUGAGUCCGCCGCGAGUCACCGAUCAUGGCUACCAACAGCCACAGCCACAGGCGCCGGCACUUAUACCCACCUAUAAUAGGGUGGCGCCGAUGCAGCCCGGGUUGACACCGGUGUCCGAAAAGCCUGUCUAUCAACAGCCGGCCGUUCACUUGCCCUCCGAUAUGCAACAGUUUGAGGUGUUGUGGCAUAACCUCAGCUAUAAUAUACCCAAGAAGUUAAAGGAUCUCCUCUUUCCGGCGCAGAUCCGCACCAAUAUAUUGCAUAACAUAAGCGGUCACUUCCGGAGCGGCGAAGUGACCGCCAUUAUGGGCCCGUCCGGCGCCGGCAAGUCUACGCUACUCGAGAUUAUAUGCGGACGUCGAGUGCGCGGAGUGGUCGGUGAAGUGCGGAUCCGUGGCGUGGAUGAAGUGAAGAUCGGUUUCGUACCGCAAGACAACUAUCUGCUGGAACUGUUGACAGUGAAAGAGACACUGGUGUUCGCCUCGAAGCUCAUUAACCAUAAGCUGUCCGGUUAUGAGCACAACUCGAUCGCCGAUAAAACCAUCAAUCGGUUCGGUCUCGAGAAGAUCAGCGAAACCCGUGUCAACCGUUGCAGCGGUGGUCAACGGAAGCGGCUGUCCAUCGCUCUGGAGAUUAUUUCAAAGCCCAAUAUCUUGAUUCUGGACGAACCGACCACUGGACUCGACUCGCCUUCAUGUACUCAUGUGCUGAAUAUACUGCACGAGUUGGCCGCCAAUAAGACCAGUCCGGUGGCAGUUGUGGCCACCAUUCAUCAACCAUCGGUCGCCCUCUUUAACGCCUUUCAUAGCAUUUACAUUCUGACCAAUAAAGGAAAGUGCAUUUACCAUGGUUUGCCCCGACAACUGGUGCCGACGAUGGCUCGGGUGGACGUGGCGUGCGAUCCGUACACAUCGCCCGCCGACUUCAUCAUAGAGAUAGCGGCCGGCGAUUUCGGUCCGACGCCUAUUAAGAAGUUGGUAGACGUGGCCGACACCGAUACCGACCGUCUCGAGCGGCUCACCACUCAGGACUCGCGGCUCCUGUUGUCGGCACUGACCAAACAUCGGUAUCCCUUCUUCAGACACCUGUGGCUACUGUGGGUGCGGUCGCAGAUCUUGAUAUACAGGGAUCCCUUCCUCACGAUUCUUCGUCUGGUGAUGUGUGUCUUCUCGGCGGUCAGUCUGUCGAUACUGUUUGGCCGCGAGAUCGGCAAGACGUCCGGCUGUCCGCCCCGACCCGUCGAGCUCUACGCCACCCCUCUUGACGUGUUGUCCAAGAAGUUUGAGACCGAUAUAAACAACGUGAUGCAAAACGUGUGUUUGCUCUUUCUGGGCAUCAUGGUCGGCUUUCUGUCCGGUUUGACGCCCACCUUGCUCAACUUUCCCAAAGAGAUGCAUGUGUUUCAUAAGGAGUACCACAACGGCUGGUACUCGUGCAUCAGUUACUACGUGGCCAAGGUCAUUUCUGAUGUACCUUUACAG